UUCCCAAAUGGCUUCUCAUAAACGCCUUUCUUCUUUUCUCUUUUUUCUUUUAUUAGGAAUUGGGGUUUCUUCUGCAGCCAGAAAUCUCUUAACUUAUGGUGAAGGAAAGCCGGUGAACAUUCCGGCAUUUGCUUAUGGUGCAGGCGGUGGUGCAGGUGGUGGUAGUGGUGGUGGAUAUGGUUCUCUUGGUGGUUAUGGCGGUGGUGGAGGAAAUGGAGGUGGUAGUGGCUAUGGUUCUGUAGGAGAAUAUGGUGUUGGUGGCUAUGGAAGUGGUGGCGGUGGAGGAAGUGGUGAGGGAGGUGGGUAUGGCCCGGGAGGUGGAAAUGGAUAUGGUGGAGGUGGAGGAAGUGGCGGUGGAGGUGGUUAUGGUUCUGGGGUUAGAUAUGGUGAAGUUGGAUAUGGCUCUGGAGGUUCAGGGUAUGGUGGAGGGAGUGGAGGCGGUGCUGGGUAUGGUCCUGGAGGUGGAGGGUAUGGAGGUGGCGGUGGAAAUGGAGGUGGGGCUGGGUAUGGUCCUGGAGGUUCUGGAUAUGGAGGAGGUGGUGGAAAUGGGGGUGGUGCAGGGUAUGGUCAUGAGGGUGGUGGUUAUGGUGGGGGUGGCGGAAAUGGCGGAGGGGCAGGGUAUGGUCAUGAGGGUGGUGGAUAUGGAGGGGGCGGUGGAAAUGGCGGUGGGGCAGGGUAUGGUCAUGAAGGUGGUGGUGGAUAUGGUGGGGGUGGCGGAAAUGGCGGUGGGGCAGGGUAUGGUCAUGAAGGUGGUGGUGGAUAUGGAGGUGGAGGUGGAAAUGGCGGUGGCGCAGGGUACGGUCAUGACGGUGGUGGAUACGGUGGGGGUGGUGGAAAUGGUGGUGGCGCAGGGUAUGGUCAUGAAGGUAGUGGAUACGGUGGGGGUGGCGGAAAUGGCGGUGGGGCAGGGUAUGGUUCUGGUGGUGCUGGGUCUGGCGCUGGAGGAGGAGAAGGGGGAGGUUCAGGGUAUGGUGGAGAACAUGGAGCAGGCUACGGUGGUGGUGGUGGAGGUGGAAAUGGCGGCGGUGGAGGUGUAGGAUAUGGGCCAGGAGGAGAAUAUGGGUCAGGUUAUGGAAGCGGAGCAGGUGGGGGUCAUGGUGGAGGAGGAGGAAGUAGUGGUGGAGGAAGCGGUGGAGGUGGUGGAGGAGGGUCGGGAUACGGUGGAGGAAGUGCACAUGGAGGUGCAUCUGGUGGUCAUGAAGGAGGAUAUGGAGGAAGUAGUGGUGGAGGUGGUGGUCAUGAGGGAGGAUAUGGUGGAGGAAGCGCACAUGGAGGUGCAUCUGGUGGUCAUGAAGGAGGAUAUGGAGGAAGUAGUGGUGGAGGAAGCGGUGGAGGAGGUGGUGGUCAUGACGGAGGAUAUGGUGGUGGAAGCGCACAUGGAGGUGCAUCUGGUGGUCAUGAAGGAGGAUAUGGAGGAGGAGGUGGUAGCAGCCAAGGCGGUGACCACGGUGGAUAUGCACCUUGAGAAAGACCUCACCAUUACCUUAUAUAUUUAGUAUUAUUAUAAAAAGGGCAUAUACAUAUGGUCAUUCAUCCUUUUUACCCCAAGUAAUUAAUAGAAAAUAUAAAUCCAUGAUUGGGAAAAGGGAAUAAUUAAUUAUAUAAUAUAUCGUAAGAAAAGUGUGAUGUUAAAAUGGGAAACUCUUGUAUCUUCACCUCUCCAAAUUUUCUUCAUAUAUAAAAUUAUUCUCUCUUAUUUCCACAAAA
Cucurbita pepo subsp. pepo (vegetable marrow) is the source of this 1707-nucleotide messenger RNA. RefSeq lists its product as uncharacterized. Lineage: Eukaryota; Viridiplantae; Streptophyta; Magnoliopsida; Cucurbitales; Cucurbitaceae. The record is from RefSeq and is a predicted model, not a curated record.